Sinocyclocheilus rhinocerous is the source of this 3328-nucleotide messenger RNA. RefSeq lists its product as uncharacterized. Gene Ontology annotation, molecular function: structural molecule activity; actin binding. NCBI's taxonomy places the organism in Eukaryota, Metazoa, Chordata, Actinopteri, Cypriniformes, Cyprinidae. The transcript has 12 exons. Gene Ontology annotation, biological process: actomyosin structure organization. Gene Ontology annotation, cellular component: cytoskeleton; plasma membrane. The record is from RefSeq and is a predicted model, not a curated record. The coding region runs from base 419 to 2866 and encodes 815 amino acids.
UUGUCAACCGGUGCCCACACUGGGUGAAAUUCAUGAUGAUCUGUCUCAGAAAAGUGAGAGUGAGCAGCCACAGUUUCUUUCUGAAGAUGAAGAUGAAGCUGAUCCCGACCUCAGUCUAGAUCAGGAGCAGGAGCAGGAACAGGAUCAAGAGUAUAGCAACAGUGAAGAGACUGUUACAACACCUACAAGGAAAAAGGACAUUAAGAAGGAGUCAACCCCUCUACACAAGCAGGAGUUUCUAGACAAAUCAGAAGAUGUUCUCUUGAAGCACCAAGCCAGCAUCAACGAGCUGAAGAGGGCCCUGAGGGAGCCCAAUAGUAAACUGGUGAACCGGGAAAAGCGUCUGUCAGGGACAUCCCCAGGCGACACUCCAGAGAAGAAGGCAGACUCUGAAGAAUGGGUGUUACUCAACUAUGAAAUGGAGGAGAAAGGAAAGUACAAAGCUAUUACACCUCCAACUCCUCUGGUCAUUGAUCCCCUUCCAAAGGAGGAGACAGAAAAACAACAGGAAAUUACCAAGAUGACACACAUUGAGCUAAUUAGAGAGGACGGUGAUGAGACACAAUUGCACAUGAAGACUUUUGCAUCCUCAAAAUUAUCACUAAUGGAAAAGUCAGGUGAAUCUAAGGAAAAUAUCAUCACAGGGGAAGAUGUCACAACUAAGAUUAAAUCUAAAUUGUCUCAUGAAAUAUCAAAAAAAGAGCCUACACCACUUGCUGAGUCUCGACCUAACAACAAGAAGAAUACCAUUACGGACAUCAUGGGGGAGAGUUCUCAACAUACAGUUGGAAGAGAGAAAAUACCUCAAAGCUUAAACUUGGGGAAGUUGAGUGACUUUGUGUAUGAGACAAAAGACAAAGAUUCAAACAUCACACAUGAUAGUGUAGAGUCUGAUGAGGACAAUAAUGCUGAACUUAUAAAGGCGACUGUGAUCUGUCAUCCUGAAAAUUUCAGCUCAACAACAGACACAUGGUCAUCAUCUAUGCCUGAAAAGCUAAAUCAGCCAGCCACAAAUACAUAUGCUGCACCACUGCUUAGAGAAAGCACAGAGUUUGACAGAGUAGUGGAAAAAGACAUGCAGAUUCCCAAUCAGGGAGCAAUAAAGAUUAUGUAUGAAAGUUUGCAUGAUGCAAGAAAAUCUGAUGGUGCAAGAAAGUUUGUAGAAUGUCAAGAGCAGUUAUCCAACGACGUGAAGAUUAUGAACACUGAAGACAAACAAGAAAACCAAGUUUCAGUCUGUGGCCCCGGCAAAGAUGAGAUGAAAAGAGUCAAGACUGAUAUCAGAUUUGAAGUCAUGAAAGUCAUCAUGUUUGAUCAUAGCGAGAACGAAGCAAAAUCUGGCAAAGCAAAGAAGAAAGAAAUUGAAGAGUUGGGUCUUGAAAAGAAGAUAAGCAAUUUUGAACUGGAGGAAUCUGCAGGAAUCCAACUGGCCAUGGAACUGAGAAAGACCAGCCAGAGAUUAACUAGACAUGUGAGAACAGAUAUAACAAGAAUUGUUCCAUUAAAACCUGAGAGAAUGAGCCAAGGCUACAAAGAUGAUCUAGAUAUUGGUCAAGGCUCUGAACUAAUGAAAGGAAAUUUUAAAAGAUAUAGUAUUAAUGAAUCUUUUGUGAGACACUUUGACCCCUGUAAGUUCGAGAGCAGGGACACUAACUAUUCCCAUGCAAACUGCACCACAAGUCUAGUGAAAGCUUUAGCUAUGAAAGACAUCUGUGUGUGCUCGGAGCAUCAAGUGAUAAAGUGUCUUGAGAGUUCACCAAAAGAAAGGGGUAUAAGGAAUGAAGACACCACAAAACAUACCAGCAGAAUAGUCCACAGAGAUCUUCUGCAUACUGAUGAGGGAAUUUCAGAACUUCACUUCUCCAGACACACAGUCAACCAAAAAAAUACCCCUCCAACACCUCCAGUCAAAACAAAGAAAGCAAGAGAAUCAGGUCUAUUUCUGCGCAAUAGUUGCAAUUUCAGCAAAGACCCAACUCUUGAAGCCAACAAAAAGAACCUUCCGGAGCCUCUGUCCACUAUUUCUCUUCUUGAAGACCCACAAUAUGCUGUUAAGCAGUCUCACUCUGCCCUGGAGGACGACUAUAAUCGUGAGUUUGCUGGCUUGAAGGACACCUACCUGGCCAUCGAGAGGAAAUGUUCAAGUAUGACUGUCAGCUCCAUUUCAAACCUGGAAGCUGAGGUGGAUUUCACUGUCAUUAUGGACUUACACAGUGGCGUGGAGGAAUUUUCUAGAGGCAUGACUGAGCUGGUUGAGAAGGACAAAGUAGAGCUGGGCAGGGAGAGUUUUGACAACACUCCCUGGUCUCACUCCACCUGUCACAUGAAUUUGCAAGAUGUAUCACCUGGAAGAGAACAUUUCCUUGAAGGUUGUGGUCGUCAAGAUAUAGAACCUCCCCCUGUUGCCAAGAAAGACCCCAGUGCAGUGAGUGCAGCCCAGAUGUUGAGAAAAGGAGAAGUUAAAAUGGAACUGCAUUCUAAUGGCUCUGAGGCUCCUGUCAAAGACAUCUCUGAUCAUAAACUGGAAGAGAGCAGAGUUAAGGAGGCAAAAGAGAAUGAGUCCCCUGUAAGGUCAAACAGUCUAGAAAGAAACUUUGUUGCUCCUCCUCUCACCGUCACUAUGGAAAACAUUACCUCAGCAACCACGACUCAAGUGACCAAGACAGUGAAAGGGGGUUAUGCAGAGACCAGGAUUGAAAAAAGGAUCAUCAUAACAGGAGAUGAUGAUGUGAAUCAACAUCAGGCUCUCGCCAUGGCAAUACAGGAGGCCAAACAACAGCACCCUGAUAUGCUGGUAACUAAGGCCAUAGUAGUCAGGGAAACAGACUCUUCAUAUGAAGAGAAACACAGAGCAUAUGAGUCUUGAUCAAUAGAAGGUGCUGUUUGGAACAUGGACAGAAGAUCAGCUCUGGUUCUAUGUAUUUCAGUUGAAAGGAGUUGUGCUACUUAUGCUACUGAACAGUUUGCUCAAAACAAAUCACCCAUGCACCCAGUCCUCUGCCAUCACACUCCACUCUGUCCAUCUUAGUGACAAUCUCCCAUCAUCUGGUGUCAAUACAAUGUUCUGUACCAUAUCAACAGUAGUCUGAAUUAUCUUUGGUCAUGCAUAAAUGUCAGUAGUUUAACAUUUAAUUUAGAGUGGAGUUAAAAAAAAAAAAAAAUGAUGAAAGUGUUGGAAAAUUAAUGCUGUCAUGCGUGCACAUCAGUCUGUGACAUUAGACUUAGUUCCUAGAAUUACCUUUUUUGAGCUCACAGCUUUUUUUAACUUUUCCUCAAAUUGGGAAAAAAAAAUCUUAAAGGGGUCAUAUGAUGCGAUUUCAAUUUUUCC